GAAUUGAUUCUGUGAUUUUAGAUAUACAUAUAUGUAUUUUUUAAACUAUACAUUUCAAUAAAAUUACUUUUAUACAUGAUUAUACUUGUCAUAAAUUAUUUUUAACUGGGGUAUAUUCACUAUUUAUUGUGUGGUCUUCCACACCUGUAGGUUGUUGUUUUAGUUGCUCUUUUCAGUGAAUAAUAAAUCCCCUACCUUAUCUACACAAUAUUUCUAAUUUUGAGCCCUUGAGGAAAGUUUCUUUCGGUUACAUAUUUAUAUUCCUCUCUGUUUUACAGAUUGGUCUCUUUUCCUUUUCUUUCCGUGGGCCCUAUUCACCUGGCAAUGAACUACAAAAGCCGUGAUGCUAUGUGGCUGGAGAAAGCCCAAAAUAUGUUUGAUAUAGGAUCUUCGCCAGGCACAGAAUCAGUACAGAAAACCACUUUAAAACGAACCAUGAGAAAUUUACUCCAAAAACGCACCCGUCUUUGGUGGAACCGCGUUUUCCUCCAGAAAUAUUUAUCUGGAGGACUCCUACCAAGAGGACUAAGAAUUCAGGUCUUUCCCUCUUACCCUGUGGAGGACAAUGAAUUGAAAAAUAAAUGGGAAGAAGCAUGUAACAAAUGCUCCCAGACCUUUCUGGAACUUUUAAUUUCGCAUAAUAAUCAUACUCUUGAUACUAUGGAACGUGAACUUGAAGACACUCAGGCAUCCCUUAUAAAGGAGUGUUCAAAAAUGGAGUUGGAAGCUUUUAAUAAAGAGCUUGAUGAGAACCUUAAUAUAUGGGAAAAAGACAUUCAGACUAUGAAAACCAAAAAAUACCAACGAGACUCGGUGGACGCCCAAUCCAACAGGGUCUAUAAAUGGAGACAGAACCAAACAAAACCCCUUGCUAGAUCACUUUCGGUGUCCUCAUUGGCAUCUGUGGGGGCAGAAUCAACAACAUCAUCUUCCUACAGACAGCAAUUCUCUGGAAGGAAGAGAAAAAUAGAACAUAGCUACGGUGGAAGGAAUACCUUUAGGAAACGCAAUUACAAUUCUCGUGAUCAAAAUCAGGACUGACCAAGAAGCGGUACGCACUUUGAUUGAACUCAUGGAUGAACAAGAACCACAACCUACAGAGACCCUGCCAUCUUUUUUAAAAGACACCAAUGAUGUACUAAGAAAAUUAGACAACUUGCAACUCGAAUCCGAUAUGGUUAUAGCUACCUGUGAUGUGGAGGCACUUUACACUUCUAUCCGACAUAGUGACGGAAUACGAGCGAAAAAGUACUUCUGCCAACACUAUACUUCAUGCAAAAUCCGGACACCCACGACACCUAGUGAAUAACAUUCCAACUGGACAAUAUCUUCG
Hyla sarda is the source of this 1333-nucleotide messenger RNA. RefSeq lists its product as uncharacterized. Bases 325 to 1041 code for a protein of 238 amino acids. The transcript has 4 exons. NCBI's taxonomy places the organism in Eukaryota, Metazoa, Chordata, Amphibia, Anura, Hylidae. The record is from RefSeq and is a predicted model, not a curated record.